This is a messenger RNA of Aspergillus terreus NIH2624, 633 nucleotides long. Its product is annotated as short chain dehydrogenase/reductase family protein. The record is from RefSeq and is a predicted model, not a curated record. Bases 1 to 633 code for a protein of 210 amino acids. NCBI's taxonomy places the organism in Eukaryota, Fungi, Ascomycota, Eurotiomycetes, Eurotiales, Aspergillaceae. The transcript is spliced from 2 exons.
AUGAUCCUCUCCGGAAUCACCGCACACAUCGGUACACCCGGGCUUGGCAUGUAUUGCGCAGCUGGUUGGGCACUCGAGGGCUUUUGCGAUAGUCUUGCUUACGAGAUCGCGCCGUUCAAUGUCAAACUCACAAUCUUCCAGUGCAGUAUCGAGAUAGGGAUUCUCACGAACCUCGUCACAAGUGUCCCUCCCAUCAUUCCCGCAUACUCGUCCGCAAAUAAUCCCGCGCCUCUGUUCCGUGGAAUCCUAAACCGACUUAUACCUCGCCUACCAAAUCCAGUUGGGGGAGACGGUCCCCAUGAUCCUAGCCAAGCUAGUUCUGCUGAGGAUGGACCCUUCUCCGGCCCGGAAGUCCUAUCGACAUACCCCCCGCUUAGUUCCGCGCACAUGGAAGUCCUAGUUGCGGAAACUGUAUAUGCUAUUACGGCUAUUGGUGGCCAUGAAAAUCCACCUUCACGGCACAUCGUCGGACAGGAAGGUGUUGCCAGUGUCAAGGAGAAACUGAAAACAGUCAGCGAGGAACUGGAAGAUUUCAUCCAGUCCAGCUUUGCUGUUGACUACGCGGCCGAUGGAGACCCAAGCCGACACACUAGAGAAGACCAUACGGGGGUAGCAAGCAAUGAAGCAGUUUAA